AAGGACUCCCCAAAAUUCCCUCCACAUCUACUCACAUAAAGGUCAAAAGCGAAGAGAAGGUCAAGGUGGUAGAAAAGUCAGAGAAGGAAACUGUGAUUGUGGAAGAACAGAUGGAGGAGAUCCAAGUGACUGAAGAAGUGACUGAAGAAGAGGAGAAAGAGGCCAAAGAGGAGGAAGAAGGGGGAGAAGAAGCAAAGUCUCCCCCAGCAGAGGAGGCUGCAUCCCCAGAGAAGGAAGCCAAGUCCCCAGCUGAGGUCAAGUCCCCAGAGAAGGAAGCCAAGUCCCCUGCAAAGGCCAAGUCCCCAGUGAAGGAAGAGGCCAAGUCCCCUGACAAGGCCAAGUCCCCAGUGAAGGAGGAAGCAAAGCCCCCUGAGAAGACCAAGGCUCUGGAUGUGAAGUCCCCAGAAGCCAAGACUCCAGUGAAGGAGGAAGCAAGAUCCCCUGCAGACAGCAAAUCCCCUGAAAAGGUGAAAAGUCCUGUCAAGGAGGAGAUCAAGUCUCCAGAGAAGGUCACAUCUCCCGUGAAGGAGGAGAAGCCCCAGGAAGUGAAAGCCAAAGAGCCCCCGAAGAAGAUGGAGGAAGAGAAAGCUCCAGCCACGCCAAAAACUGAAGACAAGAAGGACAGCAAGAAAGAUGAGGUGCCCAAGGAGGCUCCAAAGCCCAAGGUGGAGGAGAAGGAACCUGCUUUAGAAAAGCCCAAAGAAACCAAAGUUGAAGCCAAGAAGGAAGAGGCUGAAGGUAAGAAGAAGGCAGUGACCCCAGAGAAGGAGGCUCCUGCCAAAGUGGAGGCGAAGGAAGAGGCUAAACCUAAAGAGAAGACUGAGGUGGCCAAGAAGGAACCAGACGAUGCCAAGGUCAAAGAACCCAGCAAGCCAGCAGAGAAGGAGCUGGAAAAGCCAAAGAAGGAAGAGAUGCCAGCAGCACCAGGGAAAAAAGACACCCAGGAGGAGAAGACCACAGAGGCCAAGAAGCCUGAGGAGAAACCCAAAACGGAGGCCAAAGCCAAGGAGGAUGACAAGACCGUGUCAAAAGAGCCCAGCAAGGAAACCCCCACACCCAGCCAACCCAAGAUGGAAAAGGCUGAAAAGUCAUCUAGCACAGACCAAAAAGAGAGCAGGCCUCCAGAGAAGGCCCCAGAAGACCAGGCUGCCAAGGGGGAGAAGUAAGGCAGGGAGGAAGGAUCAUCAGAGUAGCCAAAGAAACUCAGGAGGGGCCCGGAGCUCCAGGGUCUGUGUGAUGAAUUUUCCUUUUCCUCCCUUUUCUUUAUGUAAGAAGAAACUCUGUUUAGAUGACGGGCCCUCCUUCACCAAACAGGAAUUUCUGUUAGCAAAAUGUUAGCAAGACAGGGCACUCCCAGCCCCCUGCCCUCCAUGUCCCAAACCCUCCCCAGGCGACGGACAACUAUGUUAUGAUAGCUUAUGUAGCCGAAUGUGAUAUAUGCCGAAUGCCAUACGUAAACACUUGACUAUAAAAACUGCCCCCCUCCUUUCCAAAUAAGUGCAUUUAUUUCCUGUAUGUGCAACUGACAGGUGACCGCAAUAACGAAUGAGCAGUUAGAAACACAUUAUGCUUGAGAUGUCUUAACCUAUUCUCAAAUGCCUUCUGUUUUCCAAAGGAGUGGUCAAGCCUUGCCCAGAGCUCUCUAUCCUGGAAGAGCUGGAGCGGGUGGGGCUGGGCUUUGGCCACUGAAUCACGCCAGGGCGCACUUUCCACUGGAGUCCACUUUCAAUUGCUUCUGUGCAAUAAAACCAAGUGCUUACAAAAUGAAAA
This is a messenger RNA of Galeopterus variegatus (Sunda flying lemur), 1770 nucleotides long. Its product is annotated as neurofilament heavy polypeptide-like. The transcript has 2 exons. Gene Ontology annotation, biological process: axon development. The annotation marks the transcript as partial. The record is from RefSeq and is a predicted model, not a curated record. Lineage: Eukaryota; Metazoa; Chordata; Mammalia; Dermoptera; Cynocephalidae. Gene Ontology annotation, molecular function: structural constituent of postsynaptic intermediate filament cytoskeleton. Gene Ontology annotation, cellular component: neurofilament; axon.